Hipposideros armiger (great roundleaf bat) is the source of this 6983-nucleotide messenger RNA. RefSeq names its product general transcription factor IIIC subunit 1 (gene GTF3C1). The transcript has 37 exons. The record is from RefSeq and is a predicted model, not a curated record. NCBI's taxonomy places the organism in Eukaryota, Metazoa, Chordata, Mammalia, Chiroptera, Hipposideridae. Gene Ontology annotation, cellular component: transcription factor TFIIIC complex. Gene Ontology annotation, biological process: transcription initiation at RNA polymerase III promoter; 5S class rRNA transcription by RNA polymerase III. Gene Ontology annotation, molecular function: DNA binding. The coding region runs from base 63 to 6431 and encodes 2122 amino acids.
UGGACCGGGGCGCUCGACGGUGCGGUGCGCAGGCGCUCUGGGGGCUGCCCACUGAACUAGCAAUGGACGCGCUGGAGUCAUUGUUGGAUGAGGUGGCCCUGGAAGGGCUCGAUGGCCUUUGUCUGCCCGCGCUGUGGAGCCGUCUGGAGGCGCGAGUGCCGCCCUUCCCGCUGCCUUUGGAACCCUGUACGCAGGAGUUUCUGUGGAGGGCUCUGGCCACACAUCCGGGCAUCAGCUUCUACGUGGAGCCUCGGGAGCGACUCGACCUCCACCUCCAGGACCGGUAUGAAGAAAUCGAUUUGGAAACUGGAAUUUUGGAGUCCAAGAGCCACCCUGUCCCUGUAGAGGAUGUCUACCCCAUUCAUAUGAUCUUAGAGAAUAAGGACGGCAUCCAGGGCUCGUGCCGGUUCUUUAAGGAGAGGAAAAACAUCACCAAAUACAUCAGGACGAAGUCUUUGGAGCCCCGCUGUACAAUGAAGGAAGCCUUCGGCAGGUGGCGGAAGAAGCUGGUCGUCGUGGCCUCGCAGGACCUGCGCUACCGGGCCCUGAUAGGACCGGAGGGCGAUCCCGACCUGAAACUCCCCGACUUCUCCUACUGUAUCCUGGAGCGACUGGGCCGGUCCCGCUGGCAGGGGGAGCUGCAGCGAGACCUGCACUGCAAUGCUUUCAAGGUGGACGCUGGGAAGCUCCACUAUCACAGGAAAAUCCUGAACAAAAACGGGCUUAUCACGAUGCAGUCCCACGUGAUCCGGUUGCCCUCUGGAUUCCAGCAGCACUCCAUCCUCCUGCUCCUAAAUCGAUUUCACGUGGACAGGAGGAGCAAGUAUGACAUCCUCAUGGAGAAGCUGUCGGUGGUGCUGAGCGCACAGAGCAACCAAAUGGAGACGCUAGGAAAGCUGCGCGAGGAGCUGGGGCUGUGUGAACGGACGUUUAAGCGUCUGUACCAGUACAUGGUGAACGCGGGCCUGGCAAAGGUGGUGACUCUCCCCUUACAAGAGAUCCAUCCUGAAUGUGGACCUUGCAAGACAAAGAAAGGGACUGAUAUCAUGGUCCGCUGCCUCAAGAUGCUGAAGGGGUUUAAACGGAAGUUCGAGGACGACCAGGACGACGACGAUGACGAGGAGGUCAUCUCCAAAGCAGUGCCCCCUGUGGACAUCGUGUACGAGCGGGACAUGCUCACGCAGACCUACGAACUCAUUGAACGCAGAGGCACAAAAGGAAUUUCCCAGGCUGAAAUCCGAGUGGCCAUGAACGUGGGGAAGCUGGAAGCAAGAAUGCUGUGUCGUCUUCUUCAGAGAUUCAAAGUUGUCAAGGGAUUCAUGGAGGACGAAGGGCGUCAGCGGACCACCAAGUACAUCUCCUGCGUGUUCGCGGAGGAGAGUGACCUCAGCCGGCAGUAUGAGAGAGAGAAAGCCCGCAAUGAGUUGCUGACCACAGUGAGCUUGGCCUCUGUGCCCGAGGAGUCCCUCCCGCCCGAAGGAGACGACACAUUCCUCUCUGAGUCGGACAGCGAGGAGGAGGGGGGCAGCAGCAGCAGCAGAAAGAAGAGACGCAAAGGGUCCCAUGGGGACGUGAAACCCUCAUCGAGCACAGGUGGGUGGAAAGGACACCUCCACCCGUUGAAGAAGCAUCCGUCUUUGUCCCCAGCAGCUGCUGAGGAGAAGAAACCCUGCCGGAGCUCCAUCAGCAGACAGAACCUCCUGGAUACCAGCAGCUUCUCAGACCCCAGGGCGUCCUUUGGCUCCAAACGCUUGAAGAGCAGCAGUGGCGACAUAGCUGUGAUCGAAGAGGUCAGGCUGGAAAACCCGAAGGACGGUGGCAGCUCCCAGAAGACCGGGAAGCAUGGCACAGGCCAAGACAAGCCCCACGAAACGUACCGGCUGUUGAAACGCAGGAACCUUAUCAUAGAAGCCGUCACCAACCUCCGCUUAAUCGAGAGCUUGUUCACGAUUCAGAAAAUGAUCAUGGAUCAGGAGAAGCAAGAAGGCGUCUCCACCAAGUGCUGUAAGAAGUCCAUCGUGCGGCUGGUGCAGAACAUGUCUGAGGAAGGCCUCCUGCGACUGUACCGGACCACGGUCGUUCAAGAUGGCAUCAAGAAGAAGGUGGACCUGGUGGUACACCCCUCCAUGGACCAGAACGACCCCCUGGUGAGAAGUGCCAUUGAGCAGGUUCGUUUCCGGAUCUCCAAUUCCAGCACAGCAAACAGGGUUAAAGUGCCCCAGCCCCGAGCGCCUCAAGAGGAGGCCGAAGAAGAAAGUCAAGGGAAAGAGGACCCGCGCGGACCAGGAGACUCCCAGCCGAACGCUUCCUCUAAAUCAGAAAGUGGACGGGUGAAAAAAACCGACGAGAAAAUGGGCAUAACCCAGCUGAAAAAUUACAACCCUGUUAUAGUUCCUGGACUGGGGCGUUCUCUAGGGUUUCUGCCCAAAAUGCCUCGCCUGCGGGUGGCCCACACGUUUCUGUGGUACCUGAUCUACGGGCACCCUGCCAGGAAGCUUGGAGUCAGCAGUGAAAGCAGGACCCGGAAGAAGGGGCUGGGCCGGACCAGAGCCUCGGCCUCAUCGGGACAGGCCCUGGAGGUCUCCUCCAGCGCCCCACCUAAGGACAGCCAGGACGGAGCCAUCUGGGGGGAGCUGGAGCUUCCCACAGAGACAGUCUAUGUGGACGAAGCCUCAUGGAAGCGCUAUGUCCCUCCCAGCCCAGUCCACAAGGACUUUGGCUUUGGCUGGGCCCUCGUCAGCGACAUUCUCCUCUGCCUGCCCCUCUCCAUCUUUAUCCAGAUUGUGCAAGUCAGCUACAAGGUAGACAACCUCCUGGAGUUUCUGGACGACCCCCUGAAGAAGCACACGCUGAUCCGCUUCCUCCCCAGGCCCGUCCGGCAGCAGCUUCUAUACAAGAGACGGUACAUUUUCUCGGUGAUGGAGGCUCUUCAGAGGCUCUGCUACAUGGGCUUGCUGCAUUUUGGUCCCACUGAAAGGUUUCAGGAUAAAGAUCAGGUCUUCGUUUUCCUGAAGAAGAAUGCAGUCAUCAUGGACACCACCAUCUGUGACCCACACUACAACCUCGCCCACAGCAGCCGGCCCUUCGACAGGCGUCUCUAUGUCCUGAGCUCAAUGCAGGAUGUGGAAAACUUUUGGUUUGAUCUGCAGUGCGUCUGCCUCAACACCCCGUUAGGCGUGGUGCGCUACUCGCGUCCGCAGAAGAACAGCAGCGCGGGCCAGGCCAGCGACGAAGACGACAGCCUGCAGAAGGAGCAGGAGAGCGCCAUCUUCAGGCACAACCUGGAGCGCAAGUGUGCCAUGCUGGAGUACACCACGGGCAGCCGUGAGGUCGUGGAUGAAGGCUUGAUCCCCGGAGACGGAUUGGGAGCUGCGGGGCUCGACUCCAGUUUCUACGCACACCUGAAGCGCAACUGGAUCUGGACCAGCUAUCUCAUGAACAAGACCAAGCAGGAGAACAGUGCUUCCGAUAAUGGCCUCACAGUGAGGCUGCAGUCAUUCCUGUCCAAGCGCCCGCUGCCCCUCGGAGCUGGAGGCAGUGGCCGGUUGAACAUCUGGGGAGAAGCCAGGGCAGGAGCCGAGCUCUGUGUUGACCGGGACGAGCAGUGCGAGGUUGGCCGAGAGCCCACGCUGGACCGGAACCGGCGAGUGAGGGGUGGGCGAAGCCAGAAGCGGAGACGGCUGAAGAAGGACCCCGCAAAGAAGACCAAAAGAAAGAAAAAAGAAGAGCUCCCAGAAGAAAAGAACAAAAAGCCGCGUUACCACGACCAGGCCGACCAGAGCGCCCUGCAGCGGAUGACGCGGCUGCGUGUCACCUGGUCCAUGCGGGAGGACGGCCUGCUCAUGCUCUGCCGGAUCGCCAGCAACAUCCUCAACACCAAGGUGAAGGGCCCGUUCGUCCCCUGGCAGGUGGUGCGGGACAUUUUACACGCCACCUUUGAAGAGUCUUUGGAUAAAACUUCACAUUCGGUGGGGCGGCGAGCUCGCUACAUCGUGAGAAACCCACAGGCCUAUCUGAACUACAAGGUGUGCCUGGCCGAGGUGUACCAGGACAAGGCCCUUGUCGGAGAUUUCAUGAACAGGAAAUGUGACUAUACAGACCCGAAGGUUUGUGCCAACGAGUUUAAAGAAUUCGUGGAGAAGAUUAAAGAGAAGUUCAGUUCAUCCCUGAAGGAUCCUAACCUCGAAAUCCCAGACACACUCCAGGAGCUGUUUGCCAGAUACCGAGUUUUGGUGAUUGGAGACAAGAAAGAUCAAGUCGGGAAGGAGGAUGAACUUAACAGCGUGGAUGACAUCCACUUCCUGGUGAUCCAGAACCUGAUCCAGAGCACGCUGGUCCUCUCGGACAGUCAGAUGCAGUCCUGCCAGUCAUUCCAGGUGGGUAUCCAGGUCCGGCAUCAGCCCUGCUGCUGCACCCCGGGACCAGGGCUGGUGCCAUUUCUCGUCAAGGCCUUCAUAGAGUGCCAGAAAAGGAGCUUGGUCAAUCGGCGCCGGAUCAACCACUCACUGGGCCCAAAGAAAAACCGGGCUCUGCCCUUCGUGCCAAUGUCCUACCAGCUGUCCCAGACCUACUACAGGAUCUUCACCUGGCGAUUUCCGAGCACCAUCUGCACAGAGUCGUUCCAGUUCUACAACAAGAUCCGCGCUGCCGGCAAGUGGGACCAGCCUGAUCGCUUUUCCUUCAAAGGCCAGGAUAAUAACGACGCCCCGAGUGACCUGGUGGCAUUCUCGCUGGACAGCCCUGGAGGAUACUGUGUGGCCGCCCUGACCCUCUUCUCUCUGGGCCUCAUUUCUGUGGAUGUCAGGAUCCCCGAGCAGGUUGUCGUGGUGGACAGUUCAAUGGUGGAGAACGAGGUCAUGAAGAGCCUGGGGAAGGACGGGGCCCUGGAUGAGGAGGAGGACGAGGAGGACGACUUAGAUGAGGACCCGGGGGGCAAGCGCCGGAGCAUCGAGGUGAAAGCCCCCCAAGCCUCGCACACCAACUACCUGCUGAUGAGGGGCUACUGCGCCCCUGGCAUCGUCAGCACCCGCAACCUCAACCCCAACGACAACAUCGUGGUGAACUCCUGCCACGUGAACUUCCGGCUGCGCCACAGCCCCGCACCCACCCAGCUCAGGCCCACUGCCCCUUCUCUGGAAGAGCUGCCGGUGGGAACGUCCUGCCUGCCGUCCUGCCUGCCGGGCGCGUUCACCAGGCUGAUCAACAGCCAGGAGGACGCCUGCAGCUUGGAUGAGUUCGUCCAGCAGGUGGCGCUGUCCGGGUAUAAACCUGGAGAUGUGUCAGCCGCCUUGGAGGUCCAGGGAGUCAUAGCGGCCGCCGGCUGCUUCGGGGUGGACAGGAGAGCGCUGAGCAGACGGUUCUCUGCCUGGGAGACAGCUGACGGGGACCGCACCAGGACCUUUGCUGACUACGUCCAGGACCUCUUAGAGCAACGUCAGGUGCUGGAAGUGGGCGGCAACUCCAUCCGCCUGGUGACCGUGGCCGCAGCCCAGCCCUGGCUCCUGCACUCGGUGCGGCUGAAACAGAAAGAGGAGGAGACUGAUGCUCAGAGAGAAAAACCCCAGGCCAGACCUCCGGAGGGCCCGUCCAGCGAGGACGACCCCGCCAAGAGGCAAGCACCGCCUCCUCAGGGCUCCCAGGGCAGCAAGAGGCGUGCCAGCUGGGCCAGCGCCGACUCGGCCAGUCCAAGUGUGGAGGCUGACCCCGAGAGCGCCCAGAAACCCCCGGCAAAGCGGCCCACACUCCAGGACGUGCGCUUGGGCCUCGGCCCCGGGCCCAGAGCGGAGGAGGGGACAGGAAUCCCAGCGCCUGCUCUGCCUAUCGCUCCUGAAGAUGCGGGUGCAGAGGAGCCUCUUUCAGGCGCGUCGGAAGCCCAGCAAGAGGACCAAGAUGGCAUCAGGGUACCCGGUUCCCCAGGCCGAGAGCCUCUGAGCUGUCCGGCCCAGCUUCCAGAGGGCUCGGAGGACGCCAGAGGUUCGGCAGAGAGCUCUGUGGCUGGCAGCACCUCCCAAGCAGCGUGGGAAAAGGACUGUGAGAGCGUCUGCUUCAUCGGCCGCCCGUGGCGCAUCGUGGACGGCCAGCUGAACACGCCGGUGUGUAAGGGCAUGAUGGAGGCUGUGCUGUUCCACGUCAUGAGCAGGCCCGGCAUCCCUGAGAGCUGCCUGCUGCAGCACUAUGAUGGUGUCCUGCAGCCCGUCGCUGUGCUUGAGCUGCUGCAGGGCCUGGAAUUCCUCGGCUGCAUCAAGAAGCGCUUGCUGAGAAAGCCGGCGCCCGUCUCGCUCUUCUCCAAGCCCGCGGUGGCAGAGGCUGAGGUGCCCUCCAGCCUGAGUGAGAGCUGCAUGGUGUUCUACGAGCCCACACUGGACUGCACCCUCCACUUUGGCCGCGUGUUCCCCCACGAGGUCAACUGGAACAAAUGGAACCACUUAUGAGGCUCAUGUGGCCAUGUCCACCUUCUGUCCCUGCCGCUGGCUCUUGAGGAGGGAGCGAAGUCCCCUGGGCCGGGUCUUUGUCCACACUGGUGCUGCAGCCUGGAUCUCCAGGAAAGGGCCACCCGCCUGCUUGCCCCUCUGCCCGGGCUGGCCUGGGGACCCUGGAGUUGUGGGCAGCAGCUGCAAGGAGACUUGAGUCCCCAACCUCGCGCCUUGGCCGCCAUCACCUCCACGGGCUCCUGAGGUGUGGCUGCCCAGGCCCCGAGUCUCCUGUGUGGACCUCAGAGUUGUCAGCUGUUGGCCAGUGCAGGUCGGGGGCUCUGGGCUUCCUGUUCGCCCCAUCCACACACUCACGUUCCAGAUCCCAGCAGCACGGCGGACUCCCCUUGGCUCCCCAGCAAGACCAAGUGCCCCUGAGCAGUGGGGCCCUAUGGGUGCACCCUCUCCCACUGGCUAGAAACCAGGAAUCCCUGUAGGUUUAGGAGUUUGUUUGUUUUGUUUUUCAGUCUUUUUUCCUCAUUUCAAAAAAAAAACAACAUCCUCUGGCAUGAA